UUCAAAAUGGACGCAAUGUCUUUUGUGUUCCCAUUCUAGAUCGCGUGAGCAGAAGUGAUAGGUUUUUGCAGUUUACAUUUUCCAAAUAAAAAAGUGGAGUGUAAAAACUGAAAAAGGCCAAUGAAAAUGAAUUUGUGAUAUACUGCAAGUAAUUGGGUCGUAAGAUUUGACCAAGGCCCAAUGGGAAAUGCAAAUUACGUCCGAAUAGUGAAGCCCAUAGAAAUAGCAACUCGGAUAGUGUCCGAUGGAAUUUUGUAAUACACCAAUUGUGAGUUUUCUUUGUGACCUCACUUUUUCCGUUUCGGUGUUCGGGUGCGUUGAGAACUAUAAGCUGCGUGCUGGUAAAAGUUGGCCAAAAAGUUGUAGUGCGUAAUACAAUUUUCAUCGCAUUGCUAAAUAACCAAAGUUGGAGUAAUAGCUAACCACAAUACUGCAGUCGGAAAAGAUAGCAAAAACUUCAGAAGCAGAAACCAGCGGCUGGCAGUUGGUGUGCGGGUGUUUGUUUGUAUGUCAGCCCUCAAUGAACGAAUGCCUGGCUGGACACACGAAAAUCCGAGAAACGCACCGAGAAAGAAAAUUGAAGAAGACGGUGCGAACGAUCGGGAAUUGUGACUAGUAGUAAUUGGGAUUGGGCAACUUUUUUGUUUUAUGCAAACUUUUAUCUUCUUUUUUAAUGCUGAAAAAUUAUGAUGGAUUAGUAAAACGAUGCAAUACGCAUGCAUAUUUACUUCCACGUAUCACAUAAAUAUGUAGGUAUCUUGUGUAAGUAGACUAAAGCUGAGAAGUGUUGAAUUUGCAGUAAAUGUGCAAAGCAUUUACGCAUAAUUGUAUAAAAUUAUAGCUGCGUCAAGCUAUUUUAACUUUUACAAAAAAAAAGAAAUAUAAAUAAAAAUUGCUAUCCAAAUACCAAGCAACAAAUUUCAAAAGUGCCUACAAACAAGGACAAAUUUUAAUUCCUUUAAAAUAUAAAAAAAGUGAUAAACCCGGAUAAUCGCUUAGCGUUUGGUCCGCUAAAAAAAUAAUUAAUUAAAUAUUAAACGCGUUUUCCGUAUUCAAUUUUAUUCAUCCAAGAGCGACUUUAUUUUAUGUUUACCUUCAUCAUUGAUCCAGAAAAAAAGCGUAAAAAUAACCAUCAGAAACUGCUACAGAAUAGAAAUAUAUUAUGGAAAAAGGGAAAGUUCAUGUAAAAAGCGAACAACGUGGCGUGUCUACACAAUCACAACAACAAGCAACACCAAAGCUAGCUGAAGGUCAUCUUGCUGCGUCACUGUCACCCGAUUCGAAAUCGUCCCCUUAUAUGGGAACGCAUCACAACUUGGAUCAUUCGCUACAGUCAGCAUACUAUCAUCCUCAACGUCCAUCAUCUAAAACAAAUCCAGCCAAUAUUUCGGAAUGUGAUACUCUCGGCAAUUCAGCUAACGAUGGCGUAUUCCCUUUGUGUUACGUUUGCGGUGGUAAUGGCGGCUGCGAGUCUUUACGUAUACGUCCGAAUCAAGAAUGUCCAACGGAACCAUAUUUUCCCUUCCUAGAACGCCAUGAACCGCCUAACGGCGUGCCAAAGGUAGCGAACAGUCAAACAUAUGUAAUCGCUUGUAUGUUAUGUUACCGAUCCUUGCGAGAACAAUGGGAUGCAUACGAACGGAAGAAGAAACCGCAUUUGCAACGCUUAUAUCAUAUGAAACGGGUGGAUGGCAAAAAUUACAUAGGCGCCGACAUCCAAACGCAAGGCGAAUAUGCUGCUCAGGUGCUCGGCUUGAGUGCUGAUCAUUUGCAGCAUGGCACUUUGCAUGAGGAUUUCGCUUACUUUGGCAAUGUGCAGAGGACACCAAAUCGCGCUGAAUACGAACGGCCGGCGAAUGUGGUAAAUCAAUAUUUUCCUGUGCAUUCAAAUGAGCCGCCAUCGUCACUACAUUAUGCUCAAACGACGAAUGUCCCUAGCAGUUCAUCGGCACAACAGUACUGUGAUUAUUACAAUCGAAAUGUUAACGCGACCUUAAAUGGCCAAUUGACGCCACAACCAAAAGAAAAACAAAUUAGCUCCACGCAGUUACCUAAGGGUAUGACACACAUGAAUGAGGAACCUUCCACAGUUGAAACACGUAAAGCAGUUGCCAGCGGUUCGCCGUAUGAAUCAAUUAAUAUAAAAUCAUCAUCAUUUGCGCAUCACAAAUUCAAAUUGGGACAGAUUUCCUAUAUGAACUCAGCUGCAGCACGCCACGAUCUAAAUCCACCAAAUGAAGCUCAAAAACCUACUUCUAAUUUAACUUCUGAUAGCAAACAGCACCAAAUACAACAUCAGCGACAAGAUCGCAUCAGUCCAUAUGAUUAUGGUAUUGCAGCUGGUGGCGGAAGUCAUUCGAAUGCCCCUUCGAUGGCUGAUGCCGACGAUACUGGUGCCGCUUUAGAUUUGCGAAACUCUAACAACAUUUGUGAACCCUAUAUGCUAUCAUGCGGUACCUCGCGGCAAAUGUUUAGAAAUGCCUCGCCUAGCAAUACAGCCAACCAAGUGGAUGUCGGCAUACUGGAUUUGUCAAUGCCAGACAAAAACUCAUUGACUGAAGUAUGUUAUGUUUGUGGUGAUGAGCAGCGGCGUGGUAGUCUCAUCGAACUCAGUACUGUACGUUCCAAAGAUCUGAAGGGUCGCCAUCAUCCGUACUUUCCCAUUUUCAAUGAACAGCAUCCACGUCCGCCCCGUUCACGUCCAAAGGAUCCGCGUGGCAUGAUACAAGCCUGUCAGCUAUGCUUUGAAAAUCUUAUACAACAAUGGAACAGCUAUCAGACUGGCCAAACACCUGAAAAUGAUCGCUCCUAUACGCUACGGAAGAAACCCACAUCCGUCACGGAACGCACCACAUUUGUAUGCUAUACUUGUGGCGGCGAUACGCCCUCUUCACGUUUACGGCUCGUCUACUGCUGUCCAAAUGCUGAGCGCGAGCCCUACUAUCCCUUCAUAAAAACAAUGAAAGCUUUCAAAAACGCUAGUCCAAUUAGUCCACAGGGCAUGGUGCAAAUAUGUUCCUCUUGUUAUGAAAAGCAUUUAUACUUAGCUGAAGGUGGCAAUAAUGCUACAAUGGCAACAGCUACCUCUACGGGGCGUGUAUCCGUCGGCGCUGGCUGCGAUAAUAGCGCUGGCGUUGGAGGUGCCGGCGUUAUUUACAGCAUUGAUAGCGACUCAAAUCUUAAUAACAACAAUGUGAUCGGCACCAGUGCUGAGGGUGCUGGACGUUAUACACCCUCUGAGAAGUCAUUAGCCAAUUCCGAUUCGACAAGUAAUGUGAAAUUUAAGCCAUACGAACCAAUCUCAAAUAGUUCUCCAUCCACACAGCGUGAUUUUAAAUUCGCACGACAGGGUGAUUCGCGUCCAAAUUCGCCGACAUCAUCAUCUCAGGGACCCGGCGAAAAUGAGCGUGGACAAUAUCCUUGCUCCAUUUGUAAAGUCCUUUGCGCUGCCAACAAAAUGGAAUGGCUCUCUACUAGCGCCGAACACAUGAAUUCGCAUGCCAUGCAUUUUCCCUGCUUGCGUGGAAGCAAUAGCAACAGUCGUGAUAAUGUCAGCUUAAGUGGCAACAAUGGAGGUGGUGGUAAUGGUAGCGGUGGCUCUGCCAAUAACAACGAUACCAACAAUCGUGUACUCGCCUGCAAGGAUUGUGUUAAUUACUUAGCGCGUCAAUGGGAGACAAUGGAUGCCGAGCGUGUGCCAUUAGAGCAUAGAAGAUACAAUAUACCUUCGCCCAUGAUCACUUCAAGCUCACCCAAUGGCUCACGUCAUGGCGGUCUAACCAUAACUACACCACCGUCCACGCCAUCUGUGUCUUCAACGCCAGCCAGUACAUCGAUUUAUUGCUUCCUAUGUGGCUUGCAUUCGGAUUUGACAUUGGCGAGGGUGUUGUAUGCAAGCAAAGAGGGCUCGCGACCAUAUUUUCCUCAUCUCCUCAAGCACAAUUCGCUGCCAAAUGCUGAGCAACUGCGCAAGGAUUACUCAGCGCUCGUUUGUACAUUCUGCUAUCAUUCGAUGUUGAAUCAGUGGCGCAAGUAUGAAGCUCAAACGCCUGCUAUAGCGCCAACCGAACGCAAAUAUAAUUGGCACGAUUAUAUAUGUCACCUGUGUGGCAUAACGACUUACCGAAAACGUGUGCGCGCGCUACCAGUUAAUGAGUUUCCAUUUGUGAAAAAUCGUAAAAAUGGCGAUGGUCUUUUGUUGGAAAAUGGUGAAUACGCUGUUGUUUGCUUGGACUGCUACGAAAGCCUACGACAACAAGCAUCGCAUCAUGAUCGUUUUGGUGUACCGAUUUCUAGGCGUGGAUAUAACUGGGUACCACAACCACCACCACCCGAAGAUAGCCCGGAUGUUGCAGUUGCACGUUUGCCAUGUGGAGAGCGUUCCGAUCGAUUUCCCAUAAACACCACCCUUCGUUCCAUAUCGGCAAAGAAGAUUGCAUCGCCGAAGCAGUGUGAAAAAUCAAAAGAGGUUCCCCCAAAGAGUGGCCAAAAGCGUCCAGCAACAAGCCCAGCUCCUCCCAUACCUUCGCCGCAUCACAUCCAAUCUCCCUCCACCACACCCGGUGCUGGCAAUAGCAGCGGUGCCACAUCGGCAGCGCAAAUGUCAUCCAAUCCGGCGUUGAUGAACCACGUUAUGCCCCCCAAUCAAUUGAGUGGCUUGCAAGCCGCUUCGUUGCAACAACAACAGCAACAGCAUCAGCAGCAACAACAACAACAUCAGGCCCAUCAGCAGGCCGUAGCUGCCGCAGCAGCAGCCGCGCAAGCUCAACAACAAAUGGUAGGCGUACCGAAUGCUUUAAAUGCGGCACAAUCGAGUGGACGGGGGCCCUUCGCUUCCGCCCUGCGUAAUUUGGCUAAGCAAGCUGAUAUUAAAGAGGAAGAUGAAAUCAAUGUACGCGGCGAACGUACAGAACGCGCUGUGCAGCUAAGCGCUGGUGGAGGCGGAGGCGGCGUGGGUGUACCAACCGCCGUGAGUGUCGCCAAUACCAAUGUCAAUGUAUCUAAUUCGGUGCGUUCUUCAAUGGCCAAUGAACGUCUGCCUUCAACCGGUGGCAGUGGGCCCGUUAGCGGUGUCGACGAGCGCUUAAUGGCUAAAAAGCGCGCUGCAGCGUCGCCGCAACCGGCUGAGAAGAUUGCGCGCAUAAGUUCGCAGCAAUCGGUGCAAAUGCAGCCUGAGCUGUUGGCGCGCAGUGGCUUCCAGCCUUAUCGGUCAGAUGAGCGUCUCAUACAUCCAGCUGGCGCUUUCCCUUUGGAUGCCUACGCCACCUUCGCUGCUUUGCCAACGAUGCCGCCAGGAGCAUUUUUGAGUCCAGCUGGCCUGCCUUAUUCCGAUCAACUGUACUUAGACCAACGCUUUCAAAUGCUACGCGCCGCCGGCUCCCAUCAUACCCAUCCACAUGCCCUAUAUCCGCCAAUGGCUUCGCCUUACGCCUCCCAUCUUUACUCCAUGAUACCAGGUGCUGCGCUCGGCUUGGGUUCCGCAUUGCAUGAACGCAUGAAAUUGGAAGAGGAGCAUCGCGCACGUAUCGCUAGAGAGGAGGAGCGCGAAAGGGAAUUGCAAAGAGAAAAAGAGCAGAGAGAGCGCGAACGUGAGCAAAGAGAACGCGAGCAACGAGAGAAAGAACAACGAGAGCGUGAACAGCGAGAAAAGGAGCAACGUGAAAAGGAACAAAAAGAAAAGGAAGCACGCGAACGUGAGUUACGAGAGAAGGAGCGGGAGGCAAGAGAACGGGAGCGUCAAAUACUCUCGGCAUCGCAUCACUAUACAAGCCAGUUAUAUUCGCCCUUGGGGCGUAACUUGCUCGGACCGAUGAUGCCACACUUGGGCUUGGGUUUGCGUGCGCCACCUGGUGCGCUGCAUAGCCUGCCACCGAUGUCAGCCUACCAUGCGGCGGCAAGCCAACGCCAGAGUCCUCACGCAGCAAUGGGACUUAAUCUAGGCUUGCCUGGCCUGGGCGGUGUGACAUCGCUUACGCAUGGCCCCGGCAGCUUGCCGCACCACCUACAGUCCUCAGCGUUAGGUUUGCCACAUCCAGGUGCCGCUGGUCUAACGCAUCCAGGCUUUCCCGGCGCAGCAUUAGGGUUGUCCCACCACGGACUCAAUUUAACACAUCCACAUAUCUCACCACACCAUCCGGCAAUGGUGCCCAGUCAUCAAAUUUCACCACACUCAUCUAUACCAUCAACCUCUACCACUACUACAUCGCCGCACAAUUUGAAUUUGGGUUUGCAAAGCAAUGCGGGUGUCAGCAUGAAGGUAUCGGUGCCCAAUAGUGUUUCACAAUCCCCUGUAUCGGGUUUGCAAUCCUCCAGCAGCAUGACUCAAUCCACUGCAACGCUCUCCUCACACAUUCCGCAAAUGAGCAACUCUCUUUACCACUCGCAUCACACUAGUCAGCAUAUGGCCAGCGCUGGACUGGCGCCCGCAUCUGCCCAUCAGCAGCCGCCGAACUCAAUGCCGCUCUCGCUAACUAGCAAUUCAGGCCGUAGCCACUCGGCAUCACCGAUCACAAUGAAAUCAGUCCAACAGCCCUCCAACAACCCGAGUAUGCAUAAUCAAAACGGCGGAAGAUCUGCCAGCACCCCACAUCCAUCACGUCAGCAUGGCAUUAGCGCGGCACAGCACCAACAAAAUGUGUCAGUACACGAGAAGUCAAAUGCGUUGACAUCCAGCGCUCUAGAACCCGCCACGCUGGAUUUGACCGGAUCUAACUCGAAUUCCAGCGUACAGGUGUCCUCCGUGGCCAGUAGCGGUGGUCACAAUACACACACCAAUGAAGUGAACGGUGGUGGCGCAGAAGCAGCCGCCGAUAAAGAGCGUAAAGAUGCUGCUGCAAUGGCGGCGUCUUCUAAAAAUCUCGCCACCAAUGUAAGCACCACCGAUAAGAGAAGUCCAUCGAUAUCGCCGCCAGUUUCCGCCAAAGAUAAUACCGUAUACAAUGUGGGUGUGUCGCCGCAUGCAGAAGAGGCAACACGUCAAUGCAGUCCGAAUAGCGCGAUGCCAACAACUGCAGAGCCUCAUACAUCCGUAUCACCACCAGCAAAGCAGCCAGCCGCCGGUAGUGAUGCAAUUGUUGCAGCCGGACAACAUGUUGGAGCAGGAGAAGCAGCUGGUUCAGGUAAUUACAGCAACAGUACCAAAGCUAUGACCGUACCUCCAGACAACAGUGUCAAGCCUACGAGUGACCCCAGCUCCAGUGGUGGUUUUACACCUAAUUCUCAAAGUGUAACCAGCGAUGUAGCGCCGCCGAUGGCAAGUGCGACAGAAGCACUACAGCCGCCAGCAACACCAACCAACACCACAAACACUUCGCCCACGACGACAACACCGGAUGCGGGCGCCACUGUAGGUGGGGUAACUUCCACCACCGGUGGCAGCACCUCGCCGCCAGUGGUGAGCAGCAGCACGAAUAUUGUAAACAAUAAGCCACACAAAGCUAACUGCGAUGAGACCGUGUCCAGUGCGACGUCGACUACGACCACUGCCGCUGUCGAAGUGAAUGGUGGUGGUUGUGCGGGUGGUGUUGGGGGUGGUGGUCGGUGAUGCUGUGUUGCUGCGUGUCUCUCUGUCUGGUGGCACCAUCAUCGAAAGCAAGCAACAGCUGUACUUUUUCGCUCAUAUAAAUAUUUAGUAACUGUAACUACUGUGUAACUAUAAGAAUAAGCCAAGCUUCAUGCCAUGUACUACUACCCGCUGUUGGAUAUCGUCGCCCGCUCCGUUGUUCUUAUUUUCGCUAAUCUCCAAAUACUUUACUUCUAACACAAACUUCCUUUACUUCUAACACAUUGAAUUAUCGGUUUAUACUUUAACGUUUAAGCAGCAAUUUAUUAUCGGGACUAUGCGUUUAUGUGUUUGUUUGAAUUUAGUUGUAGUGUAGUUUUCAGUUAACUUUUAUUUUAAUUCACUUUUCAUUUGAUUUCAGUUCUAGUUUAGUUUCUUAAGAAUUAUCUACAUAUACGUUGAGUUCUAAUUAAGAAUUAAACAUAUAGAUGGUAGAAAAACAAUUUGCUAACACCACACAAAUAAUAAUUAAUAAUAAAUAACAUGUGCAAAUUAUUCAAUUUCAAAAUUACAUCUUUUUUGAAUUUAUGAAAUAAACUUUGCAACCUAAAUUUGAAGACUGUGUUUCUACUAUUCUUGUUAUUUAUUGAUUGUUGUUCGUUUUUUUUUUUUUUUGAAAUGGCUGCUUUUGUUGAUUAAAUUUUUUGUAUGUUUUUAUUAUUUUAAUAAGAGGUCGUGAGAACCAGAGUAUUCUAAUCAUAAUUAUAGAAAAAAAUAAAAAUAGAGAUGUAGCAAAAAUUAUAUAAUUAGGUGUUGCUUAUAACGACAGCAACGCCCGUUUAGCAACAAUUUUCUCCAGAUUUUGCCAAAAAAGUAUUAGAUACAACCAUACCUAAUUAAUUAUUUUCCACCAUAUGAAGAGUUUUUGCAGAUAAGGCACUUUGAUUCUCACUGUUGCCUUAUAUACAUAUGUAUCAUCACCGCUACAUUGAUUUUUUUCUCACGGGAGAAACUAAAAUCUCUUUUGAAAUGGGUAUUGUAGCCUUCGACUUCGAAAUCUCCAAAACUUGUUUAAGUGUUUUCACCGCAUCUUCUUGUGAUUUCGUUAACAUUUUGUGGUUUGUACUUGAUUUUACAAUAAAAAUGGUGGCACUUACCUCAACAACAGUACCAUGCAAAUGAAAAAAACGCUUUGAAAAAAGCGCCAUAAAAAUCCGCUCUCAACUCGCUUUUAAUUACAGACUUGGUACAAAUUUAAUAGCUUACAAAUAUUUUCAACUUUAUAAUAGAGCCUUCGUUCUCGCGAUAGCCUUGGCCUUCUCACAAGAUUCUCGUGUAUUGAAAACCUCGUUAUACUCGCGCGCUUUUCAAUGCUUAAUUUUAGGCUGCGUGUUUAAUUUAAGGUAUUUAAACCAUGAAAUAUUGAAUUUCGUUCAAACGCAAUAUUAGUCUCGCUCCAAAAUAUAAACUAUGUGCCUGUUCAGUUCUAAUGAGGUCUGCAUUGUCCGCCCCUCAAGAAGUCCCUUUGCAAAUACCAGAUUCCACUGUUCAUAUUAAUUUAUUACUUUUACUCACUCUCUUUGUGUCGGGAACUCGAGUAUCGAAAUACUCCA
Messenger RNA from Rhagoletis pomonella (apple maggot), 9114 nucleotides. RefSeq lists its product as uncharacterized. The transcript is spliced from 13 exons. NCBI's taxonomy places the organism in Eukaryota, Metazoa, Arthropoda, Insecta, Diptera, Tephritidae. Bases 1163 to 7543 code for a protein of 2126 amino acids. The record is from RefSeq and is a predicted model, not a curated record.